ACAACACAGUAAAAAACGAAUCAUUACAACAAAUAAAAUAAUGGCUAUUUACUUAUGUAAAAAUUGCCAAACUUAUUUAACCAAACAAGAAGAAUUAGCUUCAAAAUUUUAGUCAUUUUUAGCGGGACAAGGUCAAGCUUAUUUGUUCAACUCUGUAGAAAAUGUUGCUUGUGGCCCACCAAAAGAAAUAAAUCUAUUAACAGGUUUAUUCAUCAUUUCUUUCAUUUAUUGCAAACGUUGUAGAACAACUCUUGGGUGGAAAUACGAACAUGCCUUUGAGGAGAAUUAAAAAUACAAAGAGGGCAAAUUUAUAAUAGAAUUAGCUCUCAUAACUAUUAAAGAGAAGAAAAGUAAAUUAUAAAUAAAAAAAAUAAAUUAAGAAUUUAGCGCCAUCUAUGAAUAAAUUUCUUAACCUCCUUAGAGAAUGACGUUUCCCACUUUGACAUUAAAACGUCAAUUUCUCACUUUUAACUCUCAUUCAAACGAAAACAAUCGUUAAACCCUUUUAAUACCGUUACAAAUCCGUUUUUAUUUUCGAUUAAUUUAAAUAAUCUGACGUCACCGUUAUAUAUUUCUUUUAAAACGGUACCCCGUCCACGAGUAACAGUUAAAUCGUGUCAAUCGUGUAAACGCGUCGAUUUUUCGGCUUUAACACGCUUAAUUUUACAGUUUUUAUAUUAUUAAAAACAAGAUUUACUUUUAAAAUAACCUAAGAUAAUGGAUCUUAGAGCCAGAUCUCGAUCAAAUACCCCUUCUUUGAGAAGAUCUCAAAGAAUCAUUGAAAAUAGUUCCAUUGAAACAAAAAAAGUUAUACGAUCUCAAAAGAAACGAUACAUCACAUCGGAUUAUUCAUCGGAAGAAGGUGAACCUGUUGCCGAUAACACAAAAAAUUUAAUUAGGGAAGAGCUGGCUCAUUCCUCCACGAUUAACGGCAACGGGGAAAUUUCAGCUUUAAAAUUAUAUAAAGAAGCCGGAGAGUAUUGGAACAAGUAUCCAAAAACGGAUUAUACGUACUCGAGACAUUCAAAGGAUCGCGUGGAAUUGGCUCCAGGCGUUGUGGUUAUGCCAAAUAUGAGUCGAAGAUCGCUUCGGAACACCUUCGCUGAAGACAAAACGGUUUUUGAUAAAGAAACGAGUACCGAAGAACAUUUUGCUAAGAGAAAGGUUAAGCCGCAAGUGCUUUUUGGAAAUAAUAAUAAAUAUGAGGGAGUUGCAACUUCAUCUGUGUUUAUGGAAAAAUUCAUUUAUUAUUUUAUGAAGAUAACUAGAGUCUUAUUGUUUCCAUUGUUGUAUUUGUAUAAUAAUUUUCAACGGAGUUGUCUUUAUGUUUCGAAAAUCUUCCAUCGGAUGGCCAGUCGGAUUAUGCUUUGGGAUACGUGGAUUUUGCAGAAGAACGUUAGCAAUGAUCGGAGACUAUAUGGUAUUUUAAGUUUGUGUUUACUUCCUUUAAUCAUUUUCGGGGGGUUGUGGGUUUUAUACGCAAUAAUAACCGGAUUAACAUCGUGGGUAUCAACGUUAUCCCAAAACAACCACCAACGGUUAAUAAUCCCCGAAGAUUUCCCAGUCAACUCGUUAAAACCAUCGUUAAUCGAAGAAUUGGGGAAAAAAAAUCUCGUUUAUGAAGAAGAAUUAAAAUCCAAAAUGAAUAAAUUUCUCGAUGAAGUUGAAAGUUUGAAACGAGGAAACUCAUUUUUACAAGGAGAGAUUAUCAGGAUGAACCAAAAGAUUUCGGUUGAUAUUAAAAAGUGUUGUCGGAGAUCUUUAUUAGAAAUUGAAGGUUAUGUUCAAAAAAUUUUAACAGAUUUUUUCGGGGUAAAUACAAAGACUUUGAGUAAAGAUGACGUUGAGGCAUGGUUAAAAAGUAUUUUUGUCGCUAAAAAUGAUUUAGAAAGUAAAAUCGAUGGUUUAACUAGUGAUUUAACAUCAAAUUUUGACACUUCAAUAUCGCAUAACCUCAAACUUGUGAUGGAUCAAGUUUCGGAAAAGAUUAAAGACGAGCUUAUUUUAUUAAAAUCAAAUCAAGAAAUAACUUUUUCGCCACCAUCAAAUUAUAUCGAUGAAGAUCGGAUUAAAAAAAUCGUUUCCGAUACCUUAUCAAUUUACGAUGCUGAUAAAACCGGGUUGGUUGAUUACGCGAUGGAAUCAGCUGGGGGUUAUAUUAUUUCGACGAGGUGUACUCAAAUUUAUCACCCAAAAACCGCGGUUAUUUCGGUGUUUGGAAUCCCCAUUUGGUAUCCAUCGAACACCCCGAGAACUGUGAUUACUCCCGGAAAUAACCCCGGUCAAUGUUGGUCGUUUCAAAAUUUCCCCGGUUUUUUAGUGAUUAAAUUGUACGGUUUUGUAAAAAUUUCCGGAUUCAGCAUGGAACACGUCUCCGUGAAAUUGGCCCCCAACGACAAUAUAAGUUCAGCUCCUAAAGAUUUUGAAGUUUACGGAUUAAAAAAUGAAAACGAUUUGGAUGCGAAGCUUUUAGGUAAAUAUCGGUAUUUAAACAACGGGAAAUCGUUACAAUUUUUCGCGGUGGACGCUGAUGGUGACGUUGGUUUUGAUUUGGUCGAGUUAAAAGUGUUCUCAAACCACGGAAACCCCAAUUAUACUUGUUUGUAUCGGUUUAGAGUGCACGGGGAAUUAAUCGAUGGGGCGUCGUGAGAUUUUGUAUUAGUUUAUUCAUUUCUUUUUCGUUACAUUUUUUUAAAGUUUAAUUUUUUUUAAUUAUUAACCUUUUUUACCAAAGAAAAUUGCCAUAAAUUUCUUCUUAAGUUGCUUUAAGUACCUGAUUAAAUUUUUAACCUCACUUUUUUGAUUUUUUAAUUAUAUCUGUUUUAAGAUCUCGAAAUCAAAUUUGAAGU
Onthophagus taurus is the source of this 2849-nucleotide messenger RNA. The record is from RefSeq and is a predicted model, not a curated record. Lineage: Eukaryota; Metazoa; Arthropoda; Insecta; Coleoptera; Scarabaeidae.